UCGGCACGCGCGCGUGCGUAUGGGAUAAGAGUGGGAGGGUAGAGCUAAUAGUAAUAACCUGCUAACGUUACAAAAAUUGCAGGCCUAUUUCGUUUUUCUGAAUUUUCGUCGGUGAAGAAGGAUGUCUGGAGAAGGGAUACUGCAUCCAAUAGUUUACUGGGCCCAAACUGACAAGAACGUGUCUCUUCGUGUUGAAGUCCGCGAUGUAACUAGUCAUUCCAUAGAUGUAACAGAGGAGAGUCUUCAGUUUGAAGCUUUAGGUGUUGGAGCAGGUGGACUGCACACGUACAGAUUCUCUCUGGACUUUUACGCACCAGUAAAUGAGAAGGACAGCACCUACCGGAUUUCGGACCGCCACGUCGAGAUCAACCUGGUCAAGGCGGAGGCCAACGACCCAUGGCCGAGAGUGACCCACAAGAAGCUGAAGCCAGCCUGGCUUCGUCUUGAUUUUGACAAGUGGUUGGCAGACGAUAGCGACGAUGAGGAUGACCAGCAAUCGCAAGCGCUUGACGAGCAACGUGAAACACUGAAGCGCAUUGAGAGAGACAUCAUGGAGGCACAGGAAAAGGCAUAUGCAGAUUUGAAGAGGGUUUACUUGUUCAUCUAUAACUUGAUCCAAUUCCUGGGCUACAGCUACACCACCGUGCUGUUGUUUGUCUGGUUCAUUGUCUACGGCAAAUCUGAGAUGUUUGCUGCUUUUGAGAAGUUCUUUUAUCCUCUGGGAAUGUGUCAGCUUCUGGCCCUGCUGGAGAUCGUUCACCCUCUCACGGGCCUCGUCAAAACAGGUGUGGUUGCCCCAGUUAUCCAGGUCCUGGGUCGCGACCUGCUGCUGUUCAUGGUUAUCAUGCCAAAUGAAGAUAUUCAUGGAGAGCCAAUUGUGUGCUACUUGUUUAUGAUAUGGAGUGCCAUAGAGGUUGUUAGGUACCCGUUUUACAUAUGCGCGACACUGAACUAUGAGAGCGAGGUCAUAUCCUGGCUGCGGUACACCAUGUGGAUACCACUCUACCCCCUGGGGUUAAUGUCUGAAGCUAUCGUGACGUACAUCGCAAUCCCAUAUUUCAGGGACACUGGCAUGUUUUCGCUAGUUCUGCCAAACUCUGUCAACAUGGCUUUCAGUUUUGACUACUAUUUGUACGUACAUCUGGGAUUGAUUGCCACAGGUGGACCAUUCAUGCUGAGUCACAUGUGGAAGCAGCGUCAGAAACGCUUUGGUUCACUGAAGAAGAAAAUCAAAAGUCAGUGAAGAGUUUGGCAGUUAACGGAGGACAUAACAGCUAACACACUGAUUCAGAGUCCUGAUGAUUAUGCAAAGUCUCAUACUUAACAUUUAUAACUGUUUCUACAGUCUCAAAUUUCAGAAAUGGGAGGACAUUUUGACGUUUUCUAUUGAAGUUACGUACACCGCAAACUGAGUAGACGUAGCUUUUCCCUUCAGUAAAAUGAACUGUGUUCCUGGAAUUUGUACAUUUUGCAUGCUUUUCGAUGUGCAUAUUUCUUUGAAAAGAGUUCAAUCAAGUUUUAAGAAGGAUGGAUUUGAUUAUUGUUUUAUCGUUUUUAUUCUCGGCCUAUUUUGGCAGUAAAUUUUUUUCCAAAUAAUUGAAAUUAUGUUGUGGCAUGUAUAAUGACACUUUGAAGAAUGGUUAAACUAAAUGCAUUACUUCAAGAUGUUGCUGAUUUUUAAGGAAAAUAAUCCACGGAUUAAAUGGUUCAGUAACAUGU
Molecule: messenger RNA, 1719 nt
Organism: Acanthaster planci (crown-of-thorns starfish)
Lineage: Eukaryota; Metazoa; Echinodermata; Asteroidea; Valvatida; Acanthasteridae
Gene: hacd3
Product: 3-hydroxyacyl-CoA dehydratase 3
Biological process (GO): sphingolipid biosynthetic process; fatty acid elongation; very long-chain fatty acid biosynthetic process
Cellular component (GO): endoplasmic reticulum membrane
Molecular function (GO): 3-hydroxyacyl-CoA dehydratase activity
Source: RefSeq, a predicted model, not a curated record